Pelmatolapia mariae (spotted tilapia) is the source of this 4052-nucleotide messenger RNA. Its product is annotated as rho GTPase-activating protein 12-like. The transcript is spliced from 17 exons. Gene Ontology annotation, molecular function: protein binding. NCBI's taxonomy places the organism in Eukaryota, Metazoa, Chordata, Actinopteri, Cichliformes, Cichlidae. Gene Ontology annotation, biological process: regulation of GTPase activity; signal transduction. Bases 303 to 2852 code for a protein of 849 amino acids. Gene Ontology annotation, cellular component: cytoplasm. The record is from RefSeq and is a predicted model, not a curated record.
CUCGGGGCAAGCGACUCCACGGGAGCGAGCAUUGCUGUAGAUUACACACCGGCUAGGGAAGAGCAGGACGGACUGGAACGCCGCUCUCCGACAAACCUGACAAGUAGGGAAAUAGUUUCACACGGUGGCCGGUCGACGGGAAAGUUUACUGGGAGUUUAACUUCACCCGGGAGCACCGCGGCGUGUCGGUGUGUUCCCCCCUGGGAGCCAGCGGAGGAGGUAGGUGAAGGUCUACUGAUGAAGACAUGGUAAUAAAUAUUUUUCUUUUGGGGUGAACAGCCUGGUGGAUAGUAAGAGGCAUCAUGGCAGAUCUGCCUAUUGCCCCGGGCCAGAUCUACAUCGAGGUAGAAUACGACUAUGAGUAUAAGUUUAAAGACCGGCUCAUUAAGAUCCAGCAGGGGGAAUGCUACAUGCUAGUCAAGAAAACUAAUGAGGAUUGGUGGCAGGUGAAAAAAGAGGAGGGGUCUAAAGCUUUUUACGUACCUGCUCAAUAUGUCCGAGAAGUCCGCAAAGCCCUCAUGCCACCCCCUAAACCGAUCCUACAUCUUCCGAGUGCUACUGGUAAUCCAUCUUCACAAAGUGCAGGUGCACGCUGGGUAAAACCAAACAAUCUGGAUCUGGGACUCAACAAUCAUCCCGCUGAGAACCUUCACAGAAACGAGUCCAACUAUCAGCGCUCCCCUUCAGCACAAACUGGAAACAUGGCUAAAUUCACUCCCCCGAUUCAGCGCAGGGACAAUAACCACCAUCAUGCCCCCACCUCUCCCACUGACCAUGACAAAGCUCUGGCUGAAGCUCUCCAUGGUGGUGUCCCACCACCCCCUUACAAAGGUGGGUCCAGCACCCUGCCCCGCAGUCGAGCCAGAUCCCCAGAACUGGUCAGGGCGCCGCUGGACGUGGACACCACCCAAUACUGUGACUCUGCGGGCGAAGAUAGACGUACAAAUGACUCUGAGUCUGGAGACGAACUGAGCAGCUCUUCCACUGAACAUCUCCAGACUGUGUCUUCUGGCCAGGGCCGCCCCGAGUCACCCGUCUACAGCAACCUCCAGGAACUGAAGAUCACCCAGUCUACCCAGCCCCCUCUGCCCUCUGGCUCCCCGCUCCAUGUGGUUGGAGACUGGGAGACCCAUAAGGACCAGAAUGGUAGGCAUUUCUACUACAAUCGCGCCACCCAGGAGAGGACCUGGAAGCCACCUCGAACCAGGGAUAAUAGCACCAGAAACUUGCAAGGAGAGAGCCACAGCACCGGAGAGAGCUCAGAGACCACCCCUCUCUCGCUCUCGCCGUCUUUCCUCCCCUUUCUCUCGCUUUCUAUUGGUCGACUGCAGCCUCUGUCAUCGGAGGACACCUGCUUCAGUACCUACUCUACCUACUCUAGCCAGUCAGACAGCCAAUAUGGCUCGCCGCCACGCGGUUGGUCGGAGGAGAUGGACGAGUACGGUCACACGCUGUACGUCAGCGACUAUACUAACGAGAAGUGGUUAAAGCACGUUGAUGACCAGGGAAGACCUUAUUACUACAGUGCAGACGGCUCCAGGUCAGAAUGGGAGCUGCCAAAGUACAACCACUCCCCUCCCCAACCCUCUGUGGAUGCUCCAAAGACCCGCAGUCUAGACAGAAGAAACGUGGAGCCCAUCGUCCUGACCAAGUGGAGACAUAGCGCCUACGUCCAGGACCCAGCCGACAAGCCAUCUGAAAAAUGUGGAAUUCUGAAUGUGACAAAGAUCACUGAAAAUGGCAAGAAAGUGCGGAAGAACUGGACUUCUUCCUGGACCGUCCUCCAAGGUUCAACGCUCCUGUUUGCCAAAGGACAGGGAGGUGGAACUAGCUGGUUUGGAGGCGGUCAGUCGAAACCAGAGCUCACAGUGGAUCUGAAGGGCGGCUCAGUGGACUGGGCUUCCAAAGACAAGUCCAGCAAGAAGCACGUUAUAGAGCUGAAGACUCGUCAGGGCACAGACCUGCUGAUCCAGUCAGAAAACGACAGCAUCGUCAACGAUUGGUUCAAGGCGCUGCAGGACACCAUCAGCAACCAUGCCAGUGAGUCUGAUGACCCCAUAGAGGCGGACAUGCCCGAGUCGCCUGGUGCGGAGAAACAUGACAAAGAGAAAGACCGCAGAGACUCCAAGAAAGCCAAAGCCAUGAAGCCCUCAACCAGCAUGGACUCCUCCGAGCACAAGAAGACCAGGCACAAGCUGAAGAAGCUCCUGACCGGCCGUCCCACCCUUCAGACCGUCAAGGAUAAGGGAUACAUUAAAGAUCAGGUGUUUGGCUGUGCUCUUUCCAGUUUGUGUCAAAGGGAGAACACCACGGUGCCGAACUUUGUCAAAAUGUGCAUUGACAAUGUGGAGAACAACGGUCUGUCGGUAGACGGGCUGUACAGAGUUAGUGGGAACCUGGCAGUCAUACAGAAACUCCGCUUUGCUGUCAAUCACGAUGAGAAGGUGAAUCUGUCAGACGGGAAGUGGGAGGACAUCCACGUGACCACAGGAGCCCUGAAGAUGUUCUUCAGAGAGCUGCCGGAGCCCCUCUUCACCUACAGUCUCUUCCACGACUUUGUCAGCGCCAUCAAAAUAUCUGACUACAAGCAUCGAGUUCAAUCGAUCAAAGAGCUGGUCAGACAGCUGCCCAAACCCAACCACGACACCAUGCAGGCUCUCUUCAAACACCUCAGGAAAGUGAUUGACUACGGCGAGGAGAACCGUAUGACGACCCAGAGCGUCGCCAUCGUAUUCGGCCCCACGCUGCUGCGGCCUGAAACGGAGACGCUGAACAUGGCGGUCCACAUGGUCUAUCAGAACCAGAUUGUAGAGCUUAUACUGCUAGAGUAUGAGAGCAUUUUUGGAAGGUAGAUGACACAGGAUGAGCUUCUCUUUGUUUUUCUUUUCCUCUCCCAGUGCAGAGCUCUUCCUAACCUAGCGUGGCAGGCCCGGCUCGGGUCAACCCGGCCCGGCUCGGGUCAACCCGACCCAGCCUCGCCCUGCCCCGGUCUGGGCCAGCUUAUCCUGAACUCUUACCAACCUGGCUUCUCUGGUCGCUGACUUCUCCGAUCUUCAAAAUCUUAGACCAACAAAGCCAACCGAAAAAUUACAAUGAAAACAUCCAUAACUAUCGACCAAAAAGUUUGGACUCUUUGCACUUUUCAGUCUCAUUUUCUCCCGCAGCUGUAUUUGUGCCACUUUACUGCAAAGGUGGCGUCCUUCUGUCCUAUCACUGGAUUCCUAAAACUAUUAUUACUUACUGGGCCAAGCAAGCCCGAACUACUGCAAAGACUGACUGAGGCCAAAGGAGCAGCAGCAGGUCCAGUAGGCUGUAUUUACAGAUGAGGCAGCAGUAUUGGGGGUUUAUGAUGCUGGAUGCAGCUUGUAUGUACCGUACUGUACUGUAAAUCUCAUUACCUGUAUAGUCACUCCUGUAUGAACCACACUGAGGAACCAACAGAAGGAAACCAAACUGUGGACUCUUUACCUUCGGACAUAAAAGGUGAAACAUGCUGACGCUGGAACAAGAAGAGGAGGGAAGAAUAUUUUUUGUUGUUGUUGUUUUUUUUAUUUUGUUUGUUUAGUUUUUCUUUUUUUACUUUUAGUUUAAGUGGAUCGUGCCCCCUCUCUUUGAAUCUGCUUCUCUGUAUUUUCUUGCUGAAAAACAGGACCAAGGUCCUCUGAACACAUAAGAGGUUAUCGCCUCCGGUAUUGCAUCUGCACGCCACCUUCUUAGUUUUUAGAACAAAUCAUCUAACAGUGGGCAGAACAUCAUCUUGGGGGGGACAAAACAAAUUAACGGUAUUGUACAGUGUUUGUGCGUGUGCAUGUGAAUGGGGAGGGUGGAUGGAUUCAUGAAUGAAUGAAUUAAAUAGCAAUAUAUUGUAAAAAUAGUAAAUAUAAGUACGCCUGGAGUGUUAAAAAUAUAUAUAUGAUGCAAGGGAGAAAUCACUAUUGUGUGAUCAUUGUGUAACCAACAGACCUGAGAAAUAAAAUUAUGAACUGGGAUGUGGAGGUUUACCUUUGAGUCAGUACUGUUGGCAUUGUCUAACUGAAUUAAAGACUUCAAAU